Messenger RNA from Prorocentrum cordatum, 480 nucleotides. NCBI's taxonomy places the organism in Eukaryota, Dinophyceae, Prorocentrales, Prorocentraceae. The record is from the annotation of a GenBank genome assembly.
AUGUCUCACCCAGAGGUGCAGGAGGCGGCCUCGGCAGAAGUGCAGCUCCAGGGCUGGAUGCUCAAGCUUUCGUCGGGUCGGGGGCGCAGCCGCUGGCAGAGGCGGUACUUUGUGCUCGAGGACAACGAGCUGCGCUACUUCCACAAGGAGGGCUCCAAGUCCGUCAAGAAGAGGUUUGACCUGCGCAACGCGCGCCUCAGCCUGGGAGGGACGUCCGCCGACCCCCGGGAGCUGGUCCUGAAGUUCCAGGAGCGCUCCUGGCACCUGCGCGCCGAGAGCGCGCAGCUGGCGCAGCAGUGGCUAACCACCCUGGAGGACGCCAGGGACCUCGCCGAGGAGCGGCGCCACGGGCCCAGGGACGACACCGGCGGCGAGAGCGAGGAGGAAGCGGAGGAGGAGGAGGACGAACAGCCGCAGGAGCAGCCGCAGGGCUCCCCGCCGCCCGAGCCCGCCGCGGCGCUGCGGCGCUCGGAGGCCGAG